Messenger RNA from Cherax quadricarinatus, 3009 nucleotides. The record is from RefSeq and is a predicted model, not a curated record. NCBI's taxonomy places the organism in Eukaryota, Metazoa, Arthropoda, Malacostraca, Decapoda, Parastacidae.
ACAAUGUUGUGUACCAUGGGUUGUGUAUAUGCUGCUCAGACAUACUUACGUCAAGUUCAAGGUAAUAUACUUUAUGGUUGGCAGAGUGAAGAUACAAUGUUGUGUACCAUGGGUUGUGUAUAUGCUGCUCAGACAUACUUACGUCAAGUUCAAGGUAAUAUACUUUAUGGUUGGCAGAGUGAAGAUACAAUGUUGUGUACCAUGGGUUGUGUAUAUGCUGCUCAGACAUACUUACGUCAAGUUGAAGAGAUAAUUCAGAAGCCCGCAGCACCCAUGCUCAUAUUUAACAGUGUGAGUGGGUCAAGUGUGGGUCUGAGGUGGAUCUCUGUAGCACAGGUACGUGAUGUACACUACCUGGUCCAGUACCAUCAGGACAAGGCACCAGGAGACUGGGUCUACUAUAGACCAAAUGAGCCACUCAACACAACAGAGGUUCAGGUCCAGGACCUAAACCCAUACACAAAAUAUCAGUUUCGUAUUGCCUGGCUGGUUCUCCCACAUCAUGCACCCAUCAUGUCAGAAACAGGUUCCUGGAUCAGCACUCUGGCUUCAGGGCCGCCACGAUCACCACCAAGAGAGCUAAAAGCAGUUCCACUUGAUUGGUCUCGUGUGGAAGUGACGUGGGAGCCGCCUUUUUUUCCUGGUGGAGAUCUUAUCUCCUACACAUUAUAUUCCAAAGAUACUCAAGAAAAACAUGAGAUGAGGGCCAAUAUUGAUGCCAACAGUGAGAGAAGGUACAUCCUGUCUGAAUUAUCCGCAAACACAACAUACCUUCUCAACUUAACCUCCACCAACCAUCGAGGUGAAGGUCCUGCCAUAGUUGUAAAAGUUACUACUUAUCCCAGUGCUCCAGCUGUUGAUGAUGGUCAAGGCUAUUUACUUCUAACAUCAGGUCCAAGCCUCUUAAAACUAGGCCUUGAAAUAAUGGAGACCCCAACCCACUUGUAUAACUCUUCUGGACAACAUAAUAUUACAGGAAUUGCAGUACAUAUUCCUUUGAAUAUAGUAGUCUGGGUAAGAGUCUAUUCCCAAGAUAGACUUGUGCAUACAAACAGUCCACGAGUGACUGUCAUCACCCUUCCUGAACUACCACACAUCAGAUUGAAAAAUGCAACCGCACGCACACUUUUCAUUAACUGGAAGGCACCAUCAGACAGAUCUGUUUUGCGACACGCUUUUCAGUAUACAGCCUUUGGUGACAGUAUCUGGGAAAAUCUCACCAUGGAGCAAAUAACUGCUGGACAAACCUAUUUUGCCAACAUCAUUCAUCUGGCACCUGCCACCUCAUACAUAUUUAGAGUUCAGGUUAUAUACAAUAAUACUUACUACAGUUAUACAUGGCCUGAACAACCUCUCUUUAAUUUUUCCACAUUGGCUGAGAUUCCAGGUGAACCAGGACAAGUGAUGCGGCAGCAGGUGGGUGGGGUCUUGCCUGACUGUGGCUUGAGGCUCUGGUGGAGUGAGGCGAAACCAAAUGGUGCUCCAGUUAUUGCAUACACCCUGCAAGCUUCCCUCUAUAAUUCCAAUGACUUUGACAACAAUAUUACCUAUGCUACCAUAUAUAAUGGAUCGGAUAAUUAUUGGCUUAUCAAAGGAUUAGAAGCAAAAUCCAGUUACAUCUUUCGAGUCCGUGCUAUAAAUGAACUUGGAGCUGGCCCUUGGGGAGAAGUCAAUGUGAUUGACACAGUAGUUGGGUCAACCAUGCUGACACAGACUGAUCUCCCUACAAUUCUUGCAUCAACUAUACCAACAUCUCUGAUUUUUUUGGGAGUGUUUUUUACAAGUCUUAUAUAUGGUAUGAAACGAGCAGAGAGGAGGAGGAGGAAAGUUAAAGCAGCUUCUCUGAAUGAUUCUCCCACCCACCACCACCACCACCCACAAUCUCGUGAAGUAGAAUUAGCAACUCUUCGACAGUUGCCAAUAAAUAAUAACUUUGUUACAGAAAAUAAUGUUCUCUAUAACCUUCACACUUUUCCAGGAGAUGACCUGGAUCUGCCCCAUGUAUCACGGCAUUGUAUCAACCUCACCAAGUUUCUGGAUUGUGGAGCGUUUGGUGAAGUAUUUGAAGGGACAGCCUGUGGACUGCCAUGUUUACCUGAGGUCACAAAGGUGGCAGUUAAGACUCUCCGUAAAGGAGCAACAGACAAAAAAGCUGAGUUCCUGAAGGAGGCUCAGUUGAUGAGUCACUUCCAGCAUGAACAUAUCUUGCGUCUUCUGGCUGUAUGUACAGACCAUGAUCCUUUCUUCCUUAUCCUUGAACUGAUGGAAGGUGGCGAUCUUCUGUCCUAUCUUCGUACAAGUCGUGGAGUUGAGUGUAGCUUGACAUUAGCAGACUUGGUGGCCAUGUGUCUGGAUGUGGCUAAAGGCUGUGUGUAUUUGGAAGAAAUGCACUAUAUCCACCGUGACUUGGCUGCAAGGAAUUGUCUUGUCUCAACAACUGACCCUGAAUCUCGUAUAGUGAAAAUUGGUGAUUUUGGGCUAGCCAGAGAUAUAUACAAAAAUGAUUACUAUAGAAAAGAGGGAGAGGGGCUGUUACCAUUGAGGUGGCUGUCUCCAGAAUCUCUGGUUGAUGGAGUGUUCACAAGUCACUCUGAUGUUUGGGCAUUUGGAGUGCUGUUGUGGGAGAUGUUGACUCUUGGACAGCAGCCAUACCCUGCACGCACCAACCUUGAAGUGCUACAUUAUGUCAGGGGCGGAGGUCGCCUUAAUCGUCCUCCCAAUUGCCCAGAGGAACUCCAUAAACUGAUGGAGCGAUGUUGGAGCUACAGUCCAGAGAACCGACCAACUUUUAAAGAAUGUCUUAGAGCACUAUUGAUGUUGGAGGAAACUAUCUCAGCUUUGCCAGCCCUUGCAGUUCACAAUGUUCACUAUAUUGGUUCAAAUGGUAAGUAGACCAUUCAUAUCUUCCAUGCUUUGUGAUUUAUAAAUUAAUCUGUUUCUGAUGAAUUUGCUGCAGAUCUUAUUUUAAUUGAGAGAACUGUAAAAUGUCUUAGAUGGUUGAACUGAUUA